Molecule: messenger RNA, 2046 nt
Organism: Echinococcus granulosus
Lineage: Eukaryota; Metazoa; Platyhelminthes; Cestoda; Cyclophyllidea; Taeniidae
Exons: 9
Coding region: 1-2046 (681 amino acids)
Biological process (GO): transcription-coupled nucleotide-excision repair; response to UV
Cellular component (GO): chromosome
Molecular function (GO): RNA polymerase II complex binding
Source: RefSeq, a predicted model, not a curated record
AUGAAGGUGUUUAGGAAAGCAAAACCACCUAGAAAAUCGAAAUCUCCGCCUCCACCCAGAACUUUGUCAGAACUAGUCGAUCGACUGACUACGGGCGGAUCCAAAGCCUUGAGCGCUGACCUCCUUUCUGAUUUAGUCAGUCGGAUUCGUGAAUCCAACUCCGAGCGGGAUAAUGCUCUUCAACUUCUGCUUCGGCAGAUGCAAAAACCUCACGCUCAAAUUAGAUGCAGUGUUGUCAAAGUACUUAAAUUCCUGACCACUGUGCCUUCGCAAUCAUCACUAGCUUCCAGCAUUCAGGAGGCCAUUCUGCUACAACUACAGGACGUUCUGCCUUAUUGUAUUCCCACCACAAGCUUCGAUAAGGCGCUGCCACCACCAGAAUCGGCUGCUAUUGAAAUGCAGAAGGAAAUGCUUAAAAUGUUGCUUCAAUGGGAGCGCGGGGGUGUCUGCAGCAAGCUGAGUUCGCAAGCACGGGGUCAACUCGCCUCCGUGAUGCGGUAUUUGCGCACACCACUGGAAGAGAGUGGUGGGACGGCUCGGUUAAAAGAUGCGGCUUCUAUGUUAGAAACACUGGAACGGGAAGAGAAUCAACGGCGUCGAAAAGCACAAAUGGCAGAUGCUGUGAUUCGACGUCGGGUGCUCGCGGCUAGGGAUGCUUAUCGAGAACACUACCCGCUUGUUGUGGAGAAUGUGGAAUCUUUGGGAAACAUUGUGAAGUUGCUGGUUCCCGAUCUCUCUCAGAUGGGAAACUCAAUCGUUUCUGGGUCGUCCAGUCCAAGGGAUUUUCGGGAGCACGGUUUUCAUACUUCAGGAGAGGUGAAUAUCACCUUUUCACUAAAUUUCACAAGGGUAGCUGGUGAUUCUGACUUGCUACUUCCUGAAGUACAACUCACAUUAAAUGACGAUGUGCAAAUUUUGCGGGAGGCUGGACAGGAAUUUACUAAUGUGGCCCUGAAACAUCGUGCAAUACUAUCUCAGUAUCUUGAGCUGUCGCGGAUUUUUGCGGAUAGUCCGGAACUGUCACCAAUCUUUAUGGACGAUAAAGAUGAGCUUGAAUCUCUACUGGCUCGAUUGGACAAGGCUGUGAAUCAAUUUUCCGCUGUGCGUUUCAUUGAGGAACUUCCGAGCACUUCUACAGAAGCAGUAGAAGAAGAGGCCGAUGACGAAGACGAUUUUAUUGAAGUGCCUCCUCUCUCUCUCCCUUCUACUCAUCAGACCACAUCCACUGCUGAGAUGGCAGAAGGGACGGAGAUGAGGAAUAAAGGUGAAGAGCGGAUUCCCGUGAAACCAUUGGCUCUUCUUACUGACAAGUUGCCGUGGGAGACGGAAGGCCGUCCCUCUUCUUCGCUUUCAAAGCAGCUUCAAAAUCCCCUUCGUAGCGGACCUGCUCGACCUCUUGGAAGAUCAAAGUAUUCACAGGAGUUAAGACGCGAAGCACCGCAGGAAUCAAUCAUCCUUCCCAGUGAGGAAACCACACCUCAAGAACGCAGGAUUAAAUUAGAGUCUCUCCACCGAUUCUGGAAGCCCUUCGAUGUGGCGGAGUUCGAAAAGCCUCAAACGGACCACUUAGAAUCCGUUAUCUCUUUUUCUUCUUCGAUCGCUAAGUCUCUCCCUGUUAAAGUUGUCGAUGCGGAGAAGUUUGUGGAAUCCAUGAGAACGGAGGGUGUGGAAGAGGAUCAGCUAAGUCCAAGCAAUUCAAACUCUUCUCAAGCAGUUGCGAAGUCUCUGCAUUGCGAACGAAUAACCAGCAAGGCCAGAUGGGUCCAUGAAGCUGAUAUCACUUUUCCUCCUUUUGAUUGUUUAAUUUACCAUGGCGGCGGCGAUGGCAGCGCCGGCGACCCCAUUCAUUGCUCCUUCGAUCACUCCGUGUCAGGUGAUCGCGCUGCGCGAUCAAUGCAGUCACGAGCAUGUGCAGCCGCACAGGUUGUCGAGACUGUAAAACAACCUUUAAAACGUCGAAGAUGUCGAUACCCGGAUCUGGUCGAUAUAUCGAGGACGGAGAAAGUCGCCAGUCGAUCGUUGAGGCACCGACUCCUUCAUUCGUGA